Penicillium subrubescens is the source of this 1350-nucleotide messenger RNA. RefSeq names its product general substrate transporter. Gene Ontology annotation, cellular component: membrane. The record is from RefSeq and is a predicted model, not a curated record. The transcript is spliced from 4 exons. Gene Ontology annotation, biological process: carbohydrate transport; transmembrane transport. NCBI's taxonomy places the organism in Eukaryota, Fungi, Ascomycota, Eurotiomycetes, Eurotiales, Aspergillaceae. The coding region runs from base 1 to 1350 and encodes 449 amino acids. Gene Ontology annotation, molecular function: carbohydrate:proton symporter activity.
AUGGCCGCGACUAUUCCCAGGCGGACUUUGAGCCCGAUGCUCAUUUUCUCAACGAGCUUGCUGGUCGUUUCUGCUUUCAACUAUGGUUUCAGCGAUCAAGCCUUUGCUUCUUGUCAAGCAAUGGAUGCAUUUGACCGACAAUUCGGCUUUUAUAACAAAAAGACUCAUGCCUGGAAACUACAUCCUUUGUUUACGUCUUUGUAUAAUAGCCUGAAAGCUGGCGGGCAAAUUAUCGACAUCUACCUGGGAAUGCAAAUGGCGGUCAUCCCAACAACGUUGACUGAACUGGCCCCCGCUAAAGUUCGUGGAGGAAUGGGGGUCCUGUACUGGCUCAGCAUCAAAGUCGGCGGCCUCGUUGUCACCUCGAUCACCCGUGGAACAUCCAGUAUCCAUUCAAAUGCGGCCUGGCGAAUCCCAUUCGGUCUCAUCCUAGUCUUACCAUUCAUAAUCAGCUGGUCUAUCUGGUUCGUGCCCGAGUCUCCUCGCUGGCUCCUUCUUCGCGGUCGCCACGCCGAAGCUCUUGCCUCUUUGACUCGACUCAAGCCCAAGGAUACACCCGAGGAGACUAUCAGAGAAGAGUUUGAGAUUAUUUCUCAGAAGGUUGCCCACCAGCUGGAGAAGAAGCGCUUCCGAGAUCUAUUCACGCCGCAGAAUCGACAGCGCACGUGUGUCGUCGUUACUGCGAAUUUCUUCCAGCAAGCGACGGGUCAAGCGUUCGCUUCGCAGUAUGGUACUCUUUUUGUAAAGCAAUUGAAGUCUAUCAACGCGUUCAGUGUUACGCUCGGCACUAAUGCUGUUGAUAUUGGGGCUAUUGCCAUAUCCGGGUCACUUAUUGACCGCGUUGGACGCAGUUCGACCAUGCAGACAGCAGCAUUAAUGACAAUGGGUGCAUUGGGAACCGCAGACUCGAGUGACGUGGCAGCUAAGCGAGGAAUCGUCGCCAUGCUAGUAAUCUACAGUUUCAGUUGGUCUCUUGGCUGGGCACCUCUUGUUUAUGUGCUCGGUGCAGAGCUUCCAUCGUCUCCUUUGCGGGAAAUGACUUUACAGAUUGCUUAUUUUGUGAAGCUUGUCACCGAAUUUGCCGUGACAUUUUCUUAUCCUUACAUAGAGACUGCUGACACGCCUGGGCAUGUGUAUCUGGGUGGUAAGCUGGGAUUUAUUUACGGCUCCCUCUCGGCAGUAGCUAUUCUAUUCGGGUUCUUCUUCAUUCCGGAGACCAGUCGUUUGGAGCUUGAAGAUAUUGAUCGGAAGUUCGAUAUACCCCAUGAUAACGUGUUGAAGUCUCUCGAGGACCAAACAGACGGGGGAAAACCGACGGUAGCAGAAGGUAUUCAUGAACAGAAGAACUAG